CGGACCCACAGCCCCUGCAGGACUUGUAGCUAGCUCCCCAUCGAAAACUUCUGGCGUUUUCAGUUCGAUUGUCGAAAGGGUGGUUUGUAACGCAUCUUGGGUAGCACGCGCGGCCGAGCUGUCGGGAAAUGUCUCGGGAAAAUGCACGUGUCGGAGGUGACCUCAUCAGAACAUGCUCCUGCCUCGUGUUGGCUGACCUCGUUUCUGUGAAUAGCCUUCACUCCAAUGCACGGAACGCGAGUCUACCGCGAGGAGCAUGCACACCCUUGGACUCUCACCCAAACAAGCUCGCGAAACUCAGCUUCGCCCGAGCCAUUUCACGGCCUGCUUCGAUACUCGAGUGGCAGGGUUUAGAAGAAGGAUGUCCGGAUCCCAGCAUCUCCACCGCCGCUUCGACGCUAGGGAGAGCAGCGGCAGUAGCAAUGCGCUGCGGCUCCGAGCCGACACGCCCCUCAGCUCGGCUCCGCUCGAGAGCGACUUCGAUGCGGCGGUCACACAUACUCAGCGGUGGUCCCGUGCGACCCGAACAGCGACCGUCGAUCCGCGCGCCUCGAGGCUGCUCGAUCACCUGGACGCUGCGACGCGCGUCACGUCGCCCCCACCCAGCAUCAGCAUGCCGCCGCUCAGCCCCGCGGCGAGGCGCGGUCCGUCCGUCGAGGGAUGGCCGAUGGCGCGGCAGCACGUCGCGGAGAUCAUCCGCGAGCGGACGUUGCGGCGGACGAGGCCCGUGGAUAGGAUCAAGAGCGGGAGUGUGCAAGAUUCCCACUUUGCCGAUCCGCCGCCGCAGCAACAGCACGGGGGCCAGGAGUACGAGAUGGUCGACGUGCAAGUCGUCGAAGAGACCCCGGAGCGAACGGUAUCGAUCUCCACGUGGCGUGAGCAGGUGAUCCACGAGACGGAGAUCGACGACGGCAUGAGCGUCUGCUAUGUCAAUGCGGAGGGUGCCUAUGUUCGUGUACGGGAGGAAGGAACGAGGCCGAUGGUCGACCGGAGCCCGUCCAUCCCCUCGAGCAAGGUCCUUCAAGGUGGGAGAAGGACUGAGAGCAUAUCGGAAUUUGGUCGGCAACCAUUGCGGCAUCAGCCUUCCACUUCGAGCAAGCCCUCUUCCGAUCCACGAACGUCCACACCGAAGGGAAGCGGGACUUUAAUCCAGCCCCUCGAUUCGCCAUUAUUUCAUGCACUGAAACACACCGGCUCGAUCAUCAGCUCUAUUCCUCCAAAAUCCGCGGAGGAGCUGGACGACUUUCUCUGCUCGUGCCAGCCUUCUCUGCUGCACAUCUCCUCCGUGCUGCAUAAGGUCGGAAUUCGGACUAUGGACCACCUGCGAGCUGUGGGCAGAUUAUCAGCUGAAACCAGGAAUCGGGAGGUCAGAGAGCAGGUGUUACGGCGUGGGGUCACUGUGGUGGAAUGGGCGAUAUUGUUAGAUAGAUUGCGGGGGGUGUAGUUUCUCCAUUUUCAGGGUUAUUAACGAUGAUAUAUAUGUACCUCAAUGUACG
Molecule: messenger RNA, 1496 nt
Organism: Mycena citricolor
Lineage: Eukaryota; Fungi; Basidiomycota; Agaricomycetes; Agaricales; Mycenaceae
Source: the annotation of a GenBank genome assembly